AAAACAUCGUGAAACUGGUGAAACUAUUCAAAUAUAAAUUUCAUUAAAUCGCCAAAAAUGCUAAGCUUAAUUAAUAGACCUCUUCAAAAUACAAACUUAAUUAGGAGUCUAUAUAAUUCUACAGCUAUUGUCAUAAGAAAUUAUACUCAAAAUAUUGAGAAUAAUGAAGAAGUGAUAGUAAAAAGUAGCCAAGAAAAAGGUGGAUUUGCAAAAGCAUUCGAGAAAUUUAGUAUGCCUGAUCAGAUUGAAAAAUUGAAGGAACCAGAUCUUCCAUUUGCAACCCUUUUUAAAAACUCCAAAUUUGUUGAACUUGGAGAUCCAGUGAAUAAAGUUGUUGUAGGCAAGAUUUUUCAUAUUGUUGAUGACGAUCUUUACAUUGAUUUUGGUUGGAAAUUUCAUUGUGUAUGCACAAGACCUAUUAAAAAUUCAUCAGCUUACGUGAGAGGUGCGAGAGUAAAGCUUCGAAUCAAAGAUUUAGAAAUAUCAUCAAGAUUUUUAGGAUCGGCAAAAGAUUUAACAUUAAUGGAAGCAGAUGGUCAGCUUUUAGGAGUUUUGUCAUCUCCAGCAACACCUCGUUCAAAACAAUAAAUUAUACGUAAAGUACUUUAGAAAUAAAUUAA
Molecule: messenger RNA, 620 nt
Organism: Chironomus riparius
Lineage: Eukaryota; Metazoa; Arthropoda; Insecta; Diptera; Chironomidae
Source: the annotation of a GenBank genome assembly